Messenger RNA from Umbelopsis ramanniana AG, 2909 nucleotides. RefSeq lists its product as uncharacterized. Gene Ontology annotation, cellular component: nucleus; MCM complex. NCBI's taxonomy places the organism in Eukaryota, Fungi, Mucoromycota, Umbelopsidomycetes, Umbelopsidales, Umbelopsidaceae. Gene Ontology annotation, molecular function: single-stranded DNA helicase activity; single-stranded DNA binding; ATP binding. The record is from RefSeq and is a predicted model, not a curated record. The transcript has 13 exons. Gene Ontology annotation, biological process: mitotic DNA replication initiation; DNA replication; double-strand break repair via break-induced replication. Bases 163 to 2844 code for a protein of 893 amino acids.
CGAGAUCUUAGCAGCUCAAGGAAAUUUUAAGUCAACGUCAGACGGUCACGUGCUCGUCGCGUCCCUUUUUUUUUGCUGGUUCCCUACUCGAAAAAAACUGACAAAAAAAACAAUUUUUUAUAACGCGACUUCACUUCGCUUCAUUUCGUCGCUCUAGCCAAAAUGUCGAACCCACCAUCAACACCUCAAAGGUCACAUGGCGAUGGAAGUUUUACUACUCCUACUUCCAGAAGACACUCCAAUUUCCUAUCGUCUCAACCUGAUUACCCUUCAUCCCCUCUUGCCUAUCCUUCAUCCACUGGAGACACACCGCGUACACCAUUUAGAACACCUGGUAGAAGAUCAGACAUAGGUGGGUCGUCAUUCCAUAUCGACGAUGCAGCAUCUUCACCACUUCAAUACCCAUCGACUCCUAUGCGUGGAGAUAUUGGUUCGCCCAGAACUCCAAGAACUCCCUUCUCCUAUGUUCGAACUCCUGGUAACCUUGGUGCUGGCCAUAGUACACCGGGUGUUUCAACUGGAGGUCAACAUGCAGCAUAUCCUUCUUCCACUGGAAACUUGGACUCACAAGUUUCAGAUCCCUCCAUUUCUGUUCGUCUCAUUUGGGGAACUACUAUCAAUAUCAACGAAGCCAUGGGUAGCUUCCGCGAGUUCUUGACCAACUUUACUCUUCAACAACGAAAGGCACUAGUCAAUGAAGAAAUUCGCGAUGAAGAUAAUCUUCCAUUCUAUCCUCGUUUGUUGAAUCAGAUGCGCACAACCGAGACAUUCAAUAUGAACUUGGAUUGCCGAAACCUUCUUGCCUAUCGACGUACAAAGAAACUUUAUGACCAACUGAUCAAGUACCCUCAGGAAAUUAUUCCUCUGAUGGAUCACACUUUGACCAACUAUUUCUUGGAACAAUUUGAUGUGGACUUGAAUGGUCAACAGCUGAAGGUGCGACCUUUUAACCUUGACCAUUCCGUCAACAUGCGAGACUUGGAUCCACAGAAUGUGGAUCAACUCAUCACUGUCAAGGGUCUGUUGAUUCGUGCCUCUCCCAUUAUUCCGGAUAUGAAGGAGGCUUUCUUUAGAUGUUUGAUCUGUGAUUAUACAACCAUGGUCGGCGUUGAUCGUGGCCGUAUCAUUGAGCCCACCAAAUGUCCUCGUGCACAAUGUCAAUCGGAAAAUUCCAUGUCCCUUAUUCACAAUCGCUGCGUCUUUGCCGACAAGCAAGUUUGUCGACUGCAAGAAACACCAGAUUCCAUUCCUGAUGGUCAAACACCUCAGACUGUUUCGAUUUGCUUGUAUGAUGAUUUGGUUGAUGUUGCCAAGCCCGGUGAUCGAUUGGAGAUCACUGGUAUCUUCCGUGGUGUUCCUGUUCGUGUCAACCCAAGACAGAGAACCAUCAAGGCACUGUUCCGAACUUACCUUGAUGUUGUUCACAUUAAGCGAUCUGAUCAAAAGCGUCUUGCCAUCGAUCGCAGCAUUAUCAAUAAUGGUAAUGCCGUUGUCAGUUACGAUGAAGGUGAUGAAAUUCAUGUUGUCAACACCAGUGAGGAAGACGAAAUCAAACAGCUUUCACAAAAGCCAGAUCUUUACGACAUAUUGUCUCGGUCCCUCGCACCAUCUAUCUAUGAGUUAGAUGAUGUGAAGAAGGGAAUUCUGUUACAACUAUUUGGUGGCACCAAUAAGACGUUCACCAAGUCGGGCUCUCCCAGAUACAGAGGUGAUAUCAACGUCUUGUUGGUUGGUGACCCUGGUACGAGUAAAUCUCAACUAUUGCAAUACGUUCACAAAAUCGCACCACGAGGCAUAUAUACGUCUGGCAAAGGUUCAUCCGCCGUAGGUUUAACCGCUUAUAUCACAAGAGACCCUGACACCAAACAGCUUGUGCUUGAAAGUGGUGCUCUUGUACUGAGUGAUGGUGGUGUAUGCUGUAUUGAUGAAUUUGAUAAGAUGUCGGAUGCCACUCGUAGUGUACUUCACGAAGUGAUGGAACAACAAACGGUGUCAGUAGCGAAGGCUGGUAUUAUUACGACACUUAAUGCACGAACAUCGAUCUGUGCUUGUGCCAACCCCAUUGGAUCUCGCUGGAACAAGCACUUGUCUGUGCCAGCAAAUUUAGAUUUACCCCCACCUUUGCUUUCCCGUUUCGACUUGCUCUAUCUCUUACUAGACAAGGUUGACGAAGAUGCUGAUCGACGACUCGCUCAACAUCUUGUAGCCCUUUACAUGGACGACAAUGUUGUCACUGGUGGAGUUAACAUAUUGCCUGUGGAGAAACUCACCAAAUACAUUAGUUACGCCCGUAACAAGUGUAACCCGGUUCUUGGGGAAGACGCUGCUCGAAGACUCAUCGAUUGUUACGUUGAACUUCGGAAACAAGGUGAAGACCGUAGUUCCUCGGAAAAGAGAAUCACAGCCACCACUCGACAGCUUGAAUCGAUGAUUCGAAUGUCCGAGGCACAUGCGCGUAUGAGACUGUCUCCAACUGUGGAAGUAUCUGAUGUCAACGAAGCAUCACGUCUUUUGCGUGAAGCCAUCAAAGAUUAUGCCACUGAUCCCAAGACAGGUCGUAUUGACAUGGACUUGAUAUUGAGUGGCACUGGAUCACACGAGCGCCACAUUAAGGAUGAUCGGGUGCGAGAACUCAAGACCCUAUUGCUAGCAUACGAAAGCAGCAGUAUUGGAUGGACCAAGUUGAUGAAUGACUUUAAUGAACAAAGCGAUGUGCCGGUUGAAGCAAAGGCAUUCGAAGAGGCAGUGGAAACACUUCAAACUCAAAAUGUUGUCAAGGUUACCGGUGAUGGAAGAAAACGGAUGGUUCGACGACUGAUCAAUAGCGACGAAAGCGAGUUUUAAUGGGAUAAAUUAAUUAAAAAUAGCAUAUUUCUGACGAUCUCACUUUGCUUACCGUAAGAGGCUCU